AUGUUGCGCUUUGGUUGGACCGCUGAGAGUCUAUGUCGAUGCUUGCCGCGCUUGAAGCGAUGCUUUGCUGCAGCUCCUGUGGGCUUUGUCCGGGAUGAGACAUUGGUGAUCAAUACUUUGAAUCGCGAACAGGUCAUCAAAGGUGUGCCUGUCGCACAUAUUGACGAAAGUGGUCAUGGCGUGGUCCAUAUCCACGUUCGCAAAGAUAAAGAGACCUUUCAGUUUUCCUAUCCGCGCGCCCUACCGGGAGAGAAGCUGAACCUUGUGGUGCGUUCAGUCAAGAAGGACAAAUUCAAAAAGAAGGAGGCAGGUCGGUAUCGCUUGGCCAUCAACGAACGCUGCUCCGCGUCGGUGAAUGAAGUGACACCGCGGUGCCAGCAUUUUUCGGAGAAGUGCGGGGGAUGUGCGUUUCAAAACUUGAAGUACGAAGCCCAGCUCUGGGAGAAGUUCGGACUGCUGCAGAUGCGACUGAAGGAGUACGACCUGAAGCCCAAGGUUUUGUGGCCACCAGAGAAGUCCAAUGAAGCCUAUGGUUGGCAUGCGCGCACGGAAUUCCGCUUCUUCUUGCGGGAGGGUUUGCAACUGGGCCUCCACCCAGAAGGAAGCCCCGUGCCUCUAGCCCUAUCGAAAUGUCAUUUGCAUCCCAACGCCGCUCAUGAGGUCUUUCAGGCCAUUUUGGCAGCUGCUCGAGCCGAGAAGUGCGUCAGUUGGGAUGAACGCACCGGAAGGGGCUGGCUCUGUCAGCUGGUCCUGCGUUCUUCGCGACCGAAAGCAACAACCGAUGACGUUGAGGUGCUGGCCACUCUGGUCACAGUGGAGGAGGCUCCCAGAGACAUCUUGGACCGGGUGGCCGCGGUGGCCAUGAAAACUCUUCCGCAGCUUGUGGGAGUGACGUGGUCCAAGGAGGGUGGGGAAACUACGGUGCAAAGUCCAAGCUGGCGCAGCUUUGGUUUGCGACCUCAAGAGCUUCUGGCUGGAAGGCCAUUCUUACUGUGCGACCUGAUGGGCCUGCAGCUGAAGCUGUCGCCGGAGGCCUUUUUUCGGCCCAACCUUUUCCUGACCGACGCGGUGCUCGGGCAGGUGCUGGAGAUGGCACAACUGGACGCGGAGACGGAAGCGUCGGAGGUGCUGUGGGACACCUUCUGCGGUCAAGGUUUGUUCACCUUGGCCUUUCGACAUCGUCAUCCACAGCUUCGGGUGGUGUCAAUCGAUCGCUCUGGCCCUGCGCUGCAGCAGUUGCAGCUCAACUUGGACAACCACGGACUGGAGGAUGUGGAUGUCGUGCAAGGCGAUUUGGGGGUUCCAGCCUUCCUGCACAGAUUGACUGCAGCUUCCGACCUGGAAACUUCUGUAGUGGGGGAAGCUGCUGAGAACGAAUCUGAAGAUGAACCGGAGGAGGCUGAAGCCCUUGGCCGAGUGCACGAGAGCUUGCCCGAGACCCUGCCGGCACCAAGUAUCUUGUUGGCAGACCCUGGGCGCAAUGGAAUGCCGAAGGCUUUCAGGAGGCAGCUGCUCGAGCUAAAGGUGCCAAAGUUAUUGUACAUCAGCAGCGGCAGGGCCUUCUUGAGGGAUGUGGCAUAUUUGACCACGAAACGUGGCUAUCGCUUGCAGGAUGUGCGAUGUUUUGAUUUGCAACCACAUACGGCAAAGUUUGAAGCUUGUCCAUUGCACUUGGGGUGUUGGUUUCUCUUUCACGGCAGCUUCUCCUUCCACCUCUUGGCGCUGGGUUUGAUGCACUGUUUCGGUGCUCUUAUGGUCUACUUAUUGGUUGAGGAGGCCGAGCUCGAGAACUUCAACGUGCUGCGAAAGCUGACCCUUGAGCAGAAGUACAUGGAGACGAUGCAUAGCUCCCUACAAGGCAUGCUGUCGAGCAUUUUCGAAGCUUGGGCGGGUGGUAACGAAGAGGGCGACAUUCGCUGCUGGGCACAGUCUCCACAUCGAAACGACGAAGCCGAGACCCGGGCCCAGGCGCUGCUGUCCCUGGUGAACGUCACGAGUUUGUUGGACUUGUCCUUGGAUCCCAAGGAACGUGAGUCCAUCACCGACUUUCUGCAACGGAUGAGCGUAAAGGCAGCCAGUAGCACAGAGCGGGUUGGGACUUUGACGCUGAAGCUGAAGAAAGCGGUACCCCUUGAGGUUCAGCUCACUGGUAUCAAGGUCCCAGCACGUCGCAGUGGCCUUUUGGAAGCAUUUUUUGGGCCGAUGAAAAGUGCCCAGUGUCUGACUUACCCAUUAAAAACCAACAUUGAAAUCGUGGAUUUCCCGCGCUUCGCCAUGGUUCCCGAUGGCGCGGGGAUCCUUUCAGGACCGGGGACGCCUCAGAGUAACAAGGCCAAAAGCCUUGAUGAGCCUCCAGUGCUGCGACUACCUUCCAAAAGUCGCGAAAGCCGUGAAAACCGUGAGAACCGGGAAUUGCCAGUGCUCAAGCAUGCGGACACCGGGGACACUGCGUGCCUUGCAGAUGACGAGGGCCGAGAGAGGAUGGUCCUGCAGCGUCCAGGUGCACGGUCAGCGGCGGGCCCUUCACGAUUGCAACAGCGCGCCAAGGGGAAGGGCCUCACUUUGGGUAUGGAUUGCAACAAGAUCACCCGAGAAACCACUGAGACGUUUGUGGAUGCACACGACCACUACGAGAUGCUCGAACAGUUGGGCCGGGGCUCUGUGGCAACCGUCAGGAAGGCGAUUCGAAAGAAGGACGGCCUUGUGGUCUCACUGAAGAUUUCCGGUAGUAAGGACAAGUCUGCUUUGGUGGAGGCCGAGUUCAAAAUUCUGCAGUCCAUCAAACAUCCCAACAUCAUCCGGGCCUUCGACUACCUGGAGACCUCUGUAAGCUCCAUCUUGGUCUUGGAGUACUUUGAUGGAAGCAGCCUUGAGGAGGCAGUGCACCAGAGUUCCCUGGGUCACUUUCCAGAACUGACAGCCCGGGAACUCUUUCGCGCGUUGCUUUCAGCCGUGUGUUACCUUCAUUCACAUCGUAUCAUUCACAGAGAUGUGAAACCUUCCAACGUCAUGGUUUCAGCAGGGCUUUCGGACCUGAGACUGCUGGACUUUAACGUGGCCAAACGCUUGACUGAGGGAGGCUCGUUGACGGUCACGGGGACACGGCUCUACUUUGCGCCAGAGGUCAUCAACGGCGAGCCGCCCUCCGAAGCCAACGAUGUUUGGGGCUGCGGCAUUUGUGUCUUCUACAUGCUUGCCGGGCGAUUGCCCUGGAAGAAUCUGCCUGAAGGGGUCUUCGUGGACCACCCGGAGCUCAAGGUUCAGGGCUCGUGGUGCCACGGUGAGAACUUGGGAAGCCAUGUGGAAGUCCCAGGCUGA
Messenger RNA from Cladocopium goreaui, 3318 nucleotides. The record is from the annotation of a GenBank genome assembly. NCBI's taxonomy places the organism in Eukaryota, Dinophyceae, Suessiales, Symbiodiniaceae.